Messenger RNA from Cajanus cajan (pigeon pea), 1980 nucleotides. Its product is annotated as MLO-like protein 12. Gene Ontology annotation, cellular component: membrane. The record is from RefSeq and is a predicted model, not a curated record. NCBI's taxonomy places the organism in Eukaryota, Viridiplantae, Streptophyta, Magnoliopsida, Fabales, Fabaceae. Gene Ontology annotation, biological process: defense response.
UAUAUAUUAUAUAAUUAAGCAAUUCCACAACACUAUCAUCACCAACACUCUCCAGAAAAAUAUACGUCUCUAGCUAGCAGUUAACAUAAUCACAAGAAAUAAAAAAGAUGGGUGAUAAAGUCCAAGUUCUUCAGAAGAAGUUGGAUCAAACUCCAACGUGGGCUGUUGCAGUUGUAUGCCUUGUCAUGCUUGCUAUUUCAAUCUUCAUUGAACAUGCUAUUGAAUCACUUGGAAAGUUGUUAAAAAAGAAACACAAAAAGGCUCUUCAUGAAGCGCUGGAAAAGGUUAAAGGAGAGCUUAUGCUGCUUGGAUUCAUAUCCUUGCUCCUAGUGGUGUUUGAAGAUCGUAUUUCUGAUAUCUGCAUCUCAAAAGAAGCUGCAUCCUCAUGGCAUCCUUGUGGUCCCGAUGAUAAGCAUAAAGAUCCAAAAGGAUAUUAUGACAAAUGCGCUGAAAAGGGUAAAGUUGCUUUUGUGUCUGAAUAUGGGAUUCACCAGCUCCAUAUAUUCAUCUUUGUGCUUGCUAUUUUUCAUAUCCUACAGUGCAUCAUAACACUCACUUUGGGUAGAACUAAGAUGUCAAUAUGGAGGAUGUGGGAAGACGAAUCAAAGAGUCUUGAACAUCAGUUCUACCAUGAUCCUGAGAGGUUCAGGUUUGCUAGGGAUACAACAUUUGGACGAAGGCACUUGAGCUCAUGGAGUCGAUCACCAAUUUCCUUAUGGAUAGUUAGCUUCUUCAGACAAUUCUAUGGGUCAGUUAAUAAAGUUGAUUAUAUGGCGUUACGGCAUGGAUUCAUCGUGGCACAUCUGACUCCAGCAAGUGAGGCAAAAUUUGAUUUCCAGAACUAUAUCAAGAGAACACUUGAAGAGGAUUUUGUAGUUGUGGUGGGCAUAAGUCCAAUCAUGUGGUUCUUUGCGGUGCUAAUCCUGCUCACAAAUACUCAUGGGUGGUAUGCUUAUUUCUGGCUUCCAUUUAUCCCAUUAAUUAUAAUCUUGUUGGUGGGAACAAAGCUACAAAUGAUCAUAACAGAUAUGGCACUAAGGAUUCAAGAUAGGGGGGAAGUGGUAAAGGGUGCACCUCUGGUUGAGCCAGGAGAUGAAUUGUUCUGGUUCAAUCGUCCCCGCCUCGUCCUCUCUUUGAUUCAACUUGUUCUCUUUCAGAAUGCAUUUCAACUAGCGUUUUUUGCUUGGAGCACAUAUGACAAUGGGUUAAAAAUAAACUCUUGCUUCCACAGAACUACUGCAGAUAUUGUCAUUAGACUUACAAUGGGGGUUCUCACACAAGUUCUAUGCAGCUACGUCACUUUACCUCUUUAUGCUCUAGUCACACAGAUGGGUUCAACCAUGAAACCAACAAUUUUCAAUGACAACGUAGCAGCAGCACUAAAGAAGUGGCAUCACACCGCUAGAAAGCAUAUAAAACACAAGGAUUCGAGUCAUUCUGCAGCCAACACACCAUUCUCAAGCAGGCCAGGAACUCCAACACAUGGCAUGUCUCCAGUUCACCUGCUUCACAAACACCCUAGACACAGUGAUAGUCCUCUAACUUCUCCAAGGGCACCUCAUUACCAUAAUGAACAAUGGGAUGUUGAAGGGUCACCUUCCCCAAGUCAUCAUGCAAGAAAUCAUGAAGACACCAUGCAGCCUCCAACAGCAGAAUUGACUCCUAUUGGACUCCAACCUAUUAGGACUCAACAUGAAAUCAACAUUGCUUUGUCUGAAUUUUCAUUUGGGAGGGGACACCACACUAAUAAUAGUAACUAGAUGAGCAUUAGAAUUUGAAACAUUUCCUUGUUUAUAGCUUCAAUACAUAUCCAACACUUCUAUGUUGUAAAUUAACGAGAAGCAAUGCAUUUGAAGAUCGGAAUGAAAGUGAUGUAAUUUUGUUGGGACAACAUGACUUGUUACAUCUAUGGUCGAUCAAAUUCAUACAAUUGUUUGAGGUGAUCAACCCAUGUAAUGUAAAAGGAAAAAAAAAAAAAAA